Messenger RNA from Coccomyxa subellipsoidea C-169, 1942 nucleotides. RefSeq lists its product as hypothetical. The transcript has 4 exons. Gene Ontology annotation, biological process: protein stabilization. Gene Ontology annotation, cellular component: cytoplasm. NCBI's taxonomy places the organism in Eukaryota, Viridiplantae, Chlorophyta, Trebouxiophyceae, Coccomyxaceae. Gene Ontology annotation, molecular function: protein-folding chaperone binding; adenyl-nucleotide exchange factor activity. Bases 89 to 844 code for a protein of 251 amino acids. The record is from RefSeq and is a predicted model, not a curated record.
GAUAGCGCUAGCCGCCUAGAAAAUAUUCAGGUGGAUUUGAUAAAGGGGAUUCCGAUGUGCCAUCAACCCAUCACAGGUAUCCCCACGCAUGCUUGGAAGAAGAGGAGAUAGGGGUGGUUGGACCUCGAGGGGCAUUCCUAUCCGUGGCCGUGGCCGUGUGCGUGGCUUCGGCCGGGGACGGGGUCCAUCCAACCGUCCGAUGACCUAUCCUACUGUGAAGCUAAAACUCACACACAAGGCGAAGAAAAUCCAUGUUGAAGCACCCGCCAAUGCCACCUUUGGUGACUUGAAGGUACUGGCCUCCCAGGAUACAGGGAUUCCACCUGAAGGCAUAAGCUUCCUGUUCCGGGGGCGCAAGAAGGCGGACAAUGAGGUGCUGUCGCUGGCAGGCGUCAGGAAUGGUGCCGAGGUAAAGAUAAUGGAGAACGAGCAGUACAGGCAGCAGAAGGCAGCAGAGCAGCCGGAGGAGCCUGCGGAGCCUGCGUUCCUGGCCUUCUCAGAGGCAGACGCUGCAGCAGCGAGGGCAGCGGCUGCCAAGGAGGCAGCCUUGCAGAAAACCCAGGUGUCUGUAAGAGAUCAGGCCCUCAGCGCGAUCGAGGGCAUCCGUCAGCAAGUGGAUGGCCUUGAACAGCAGGCAAAUGAGCUCAUGCAGCAGCAGCAACACGAUGGACCUGCAGGUAGCAGGACGGCAGCAGGUCUUAUAGAGACUCUGACACAGAAGCUGCUGGCGCUGGACAAUGUCCCAGUUGAGGGCGACCAGGAAGUGCGCCAGAAGCGUAAGGCAGAAAUCAACCGCAUCAACCAGCUGCUUGACAGGCUGGAGAGCCACCGGACGAAGCAGUGAUGACUCUUCGGCUUCCUCCCCUUCCACCUUCCCAUGGGCCAUAGGCAGAUGAUGCCCGCAGAGUGAAGCGGGGCAGCCACUUUGCAGCCAAAAGGCGUAAACUUGCUGAAGGUUCUUGCAUGCAGUGAGGAUUCUCAUUCAUCUUGGGUCAGGUCAAUGUCCCAGGAUCGAUGAGUCGGCUGCAUGCCCUAAGCUUAAGCAUGCAGCCAAGGAAUGCAUGUAUGACUGGCUGCCACACAAUGGGGCUUGUUUGCCGAGACUAAACAGAUUGGCGUGAUGAGCACGCAUUCCCAGAUUUUUAUAUAUUUCUUGAUGAAGGCUGCUGCCGAGUCUGUUUGCGGUGGGGUUUCCCAUCGUGGUGUUAUUUUUUAGGCCAAGGAUUCGUUCACCAUACGUCGCAAUAUAUUGAUACCCAUUGCAACCGGUGCCGCAGCAAUACAUCAGUGGCGGUGAUAUCAACCAGAACUUCUUGAAGCCUUCAAAAGUUUUAUUAGAACAGUCAAAAUGAAUAAAUCACCCGGGCCAAGACUUGAAGUACGGUAUGUGACCAGGGUAACUGGUCAGUCACUAUAGCAUCUACUCUGUGGCAACUUGCAUGGCACCGCUGGUCCACCAUGCAAAUUUUAUCUUGGUUUCGAGGUUUCAAAACAUGGUAGCUUCUUUAACACCUUCACCUAGUAGUAGGAGGAAGUUGUAUUCGGACACGUGGCGGACCCACGUGAGCAGAUCUGGGAAUUUGCGCGGAAAGUACUGGUCGUCCGCAGGGUAGGGCGCUUCAAAUCGACGGUUGUUCGACAAAAUCAAAUUAUUUAUUCCUUGAAAAGCAGCGUUUUGCUCCCUAUUUCUAUCGGCGGGCGGUUUUCUUUCGCAGUGCACUCGGUAUCAAAGUCAAUCUUGCGUUUUGUGUCUUUCUGUGGGAACCAAGAAAUUUCAAACACAAAAGCACGAGACUCUGGCGCAAGGAGAACUUACACAGAAACGUUUUGUUUGCGGUUCAGAGUCACGUUGAGACUGGCACAAGUCCCUGGUGUGUCUGAGGAUCUUCAACAGCCCAAAUGCUAGGGGCUUGUACAUAUAACGGAAUGUCCUAUGCCGAUC